AUGGUUACUUGUAAACUCUUUUUUGAACCAACAAACGACCCCAAUAGAUUGAAAGAACAAUUUAAAGUGAUAAAGGAUGAAUGCAUGCAAGAGCAUGUGCUUAAAUGUCAAGAAUGUAAUACUAUUGAAUAUAAUGGCUCACAUUACCCAUACAUUAUCAUGGAAAUAGGAAAACACACAUUGAAAGAAAAGAUUCAUUCUAUUCAUUCCAACAAGAUUUCGAAAUAUUACAAGCGAGAAUCUACAUCCAAGUUUCUUGAGAAAAUAGAUUUAAUUUGGAUUUUGAAUUGUUUCAUUGAUAUUCUUAAAGCGGUGACUGCUUUGCAUGGAAUGAACAUGCUACACAGAGAUUUGAAACCAGAGAAUAUUAUGCUCACACAAGAGGAAAAACCGAAAUUGAUUGAUUUGGAUGCUUCUAGAAACCUUCAAUAUCGACACAGCGUAACCGUGAAUGUUGGAACUUGGGAAUAUCUGGCACCUGAGGCUCAACAUGACCAAGUUUCAAGAAUCGAAAAUAACACCACAGUAUCGAAAUUUUGUGAUGUGUUCUCUUUGGGAUGCACGUUCAUGAAAAUGUUGACUAAUUGUUCAUUGAGACUUGAUGGAACAUAUUUAAAUUCACAAGAACAAGAUUUAUAUGAAAAUCAACACCAAACCACCAACAACACUGGUGAUAUGAAUUAUUUCUCAGAAUAUGGAGGAUCAUAUUUUUAUGUGGCUGUUGCAACUUCACAUGGAGAAUCCAAAUUACAUCAUGCACUUUACAAGGAAUUGGACAAACAUAUUGAUCCGUCAUGGAAAGUGAAUGACAUUCUUGGAAGGUGUUUGAUGACCAUGAUUCAGAAAGAUAUUGAAACUCGAAGAGAUUGUGUGAGAUAUAUUCCAAUUUUGCAAGCUGUGAAACAAUCACUUGAAAAAGGAAUUAAUAAUCCAGAUUUUUCCUCUCUUGAUUUGAGUUUAUUGAAAGAAUAUCAACCAUCAUUUAUUGAAAAGAUGAUGAAAGAGAACAAAAGGUUGAAACAAGACAAUGCCAAGUUGCUCCAAAUUAAGGACAAGUACGAGAAAUUACUGGCCUAUAUGGAAAAACACUCCAUUAAUUUCGAGUAA
This is a messenger RNA of Naegleria lovaniensis, 1107 nucleotides long. RefSeq lists its product as uncharacterized. The coding region runs from base 1 to 1107 and encodes 368 amino acids. The record is from RefSeq and is a predicted model, not a curated record. The transcript has a single exon. Gene Ontology annotation, molecular function: protein serine/threonine kinase activity; ATP binding. Gene Ontology annotation, biological process: protein phosphorylation; mitotic DNA damage checkpoint signaling. Gene Ontology annotation, cellular component: cytoplasm; nucleus. NCBI's taxonomy places the organism in Eukaryota, Heterolobosea, Eutetramitea, Acrasida, Naegleriidae.